AUGGAUGCAGCAGAGUUCCUGAAUGGCAAAGCACAGAACACAGCCUCUCCUACUUGCACCCCACUGAAGCCAAGAAAUUACCAACUAGAGCUCGCUUUGCCUGCUAAGGAAGGAAAAAACACAAUAAUAUGUGCUCCUACUGGUUGUGGAAAAACGUUUAUUUCCCUUCUUAUAUGUGAACAUCAUCUUAAAAAAUUUCCACAAGGACAAAAGGGGAAGGUUGUCUUUUUUGCUAUUCAACUCCCAGUGUAUGAACAGCAGAAAUCCGUGUUCUCCAAAUAUUUUGAAAAACUUGGGUACAAAGUUGCAGGUGUUUCUGGAGCAACAUCUGAGAAUAUCUUAAUGGAACAGAUUGUUGAGAACAAUGACAUCAUCAUUUUAACUCCACAGAUUCUUGUGAAUAACCUUAGAAAUGGGACUAUUCCAUCACUCUCUGUCUUUACUUUGAUGAUAUUUGAUGAAUGUCACAACACUGGUAAACACCAUCCUUACAAUAUGAUCAUGUUUAAUUAUCUAGAUCAGAAACUUGGAGAUUCUUCAGACCCACUGCCUCAGGUCAUUGGGCUGACUGCCUCGGUUGGCAUUGGGGAUGCCAAAAACACAAUGGAAGCCAUGGAAUAUAUCUGCAAACUGUGUGCUUCUCUUGACACAUCAGUGAUAGCAACAGUCAAAGACAACUUGGAGGAAUUGGAAGAAAUUGUCUAUAAGCCCCAGAAGUUUUUCAGGAAAGUGGAAUCACGGACUACUGACAGAUUUAAAUGCAUCAUAUCACAGCUGAUGAGGGAGACAGAGAGUCUGGCAAAGAAUAUCUUUGACGAACUCGGUACCGUAACUCUCGAAAGUGUAUCUCAAAUUCAAAAUAGGAAUUUUGGAACACAGAAAUAUGAACAAUGGAUCGUUUCUGUUCAGAAGGCAUGCAUGGUGUUUCAGUUGCCCGACAAAGAUGAAGAGAGCAGGAUUUGUAAAGCCCUGUACUUGUACACUUCCCACUUGCGGAAAUAUAAUGAUGCCCUCAUUAUCAAUGAGCAUGCACGGAUGAAAGAUGCUCUGGAUUACUUGAAAGACUUCUUCACUGAUGUCCGAGCUGCAGGAUUUGAUGAGAUUGAGCAGCAUCUCACUCAGAGAUUCGAAGAAAAGCUGAAGGAACUGGAAAGUGUUUCCAUGGAUCCCAGCAAUGAGAACCCUAAACUCCAAGAUCUCUCCUUCAUCUUGCAAGAGGAGUAUCACUUAAAUCCAGAGAGUAGAACCAUCCUCUUUGUGAAAACCAGAGCACUUGUGGAUGCUUUGAAGAAAUGGAUUGAAGAAAAUUCUGAACUCAGCUUUCUAAAACCUGGCAUAUUGACUGGACGUGGCAAAACAAAUCACAACACAGGAAUGACGCUCCCAGCACAGAAGUGUGCAUUGGAUGCAUUCAGAACCGAUGGAGAUAAAAAGAUUCUGAUUGCUACCUCAGUUGCUGAUGAAGGCAUUGACAUUGCUCAGUGUAAUUUGGUCAUCCUGUAUGAGUAUGUGGGCAAUGUCAUCAGAAUGAUCCAAACCAGAGGCAGAGGAAGAGCAAGAGGUAGCAAGUGCUUCCUUCUGACCAGCAAUGCUGAUGUAAUUGAAAAAGAAAAAAUAAAUAUAUACAAAGAAAACAUGAUGAAUGACUCCAUUUUAAGGCUUCAGACGUGGGAUAAAGCAGUAUUUAAAGAAAAGGUUCUCCAGAUACAGAUUCAAGAAAAAUUAAUCAGGGAUAGUCAAGGAAAAGUAGAACCUGUACCUGAUAAGGAAAAUAAAAAGCUGCUCUGCCGGAAGUGCAAGGGCUUUGCAUGUUAUACAGCUGACAUCAGAGUGGUGGAGGACUGCCAUUACGCUGUGGUUGGAGAUGCUUUCAAGAAGUGCUAUGUGAGUAAAUUACACCCCAAACCAAAGACCUUUGGGCAUUUUGAGAAGAGAGCAAAGAUCUUCUGUGCCAGACAGAACUGUAGCCAUGACUGGGGAAUCCAUGUGAAGUAUAAGACAUUUGAGAUCCCAGUUAUAAAAAUAGAAAGCUUUGUGGUGGAGGAUAUUACAACUGGAGAUCAGAAACUAUAUGCCAAGUGGAAGGAUUUUCCUUUUGAGAAGAGAUCCUUUGAUGCUACAGAAAUGUCCGAAUGACCUCAGGACCUCAGUCUUUAGCUACAGGGAAUGGAUGACCUUGACUGAAGAAAUUAGCCCCAGGGGGUACAGUCAUGGAUUGUGUGUACCACUGUGAAGCUACUUUACCCAAGCUUGUAUCAAACGGAGUAUGUCACUUAACUUCACCCUGUUUAUUGUUUUCAGCAGUUUGAACUGUAUCACAUAUGUAAAGCACAAGUGAAUCACAGCACUAAUACUCUGUAGGCCAAUGGAGCUCUAAGUACUUGGGAAAAAUUAAAAAGCCUUAACUUCUUUUCCUA
This is a messenger RNA of Leptonychotes weddellii (Weddell seal), 2417 nucleotides long. NCBI's taxonomy places the organism in Eukaryota, Metazoa, Chordata, Mammalia, Carnivora, Phocidae. The record is from RefSeq and is a predicted model, not a curated record.